AUGAAGUCCUUCAUCGCAGUUCCUGCUCUCUUCGCCCUCGGCGCCCUGGCCGACGGAUGGGCCUUUACCUGGACGUUCUCCAACGGACACAGCACCUGGACCUCGUGCACGUCUGCCGCUGCGAAUGCAACUGUUGCCCCCGUCGAGGUCUCUACGUCCAACGCUCCCUGGUCCGAAUGGACAUCCACAACCUCUUACACGGCGACUUAUAGCUCCGGUGCCUCGACAUGGGGCAUCCCGACAGCCGUGAGCUACAGUGUGGCGUCCAACUUCACGAGCAUGAUCCCUGCACCGACGACAAGCACUCAAGCGACCGCCACCGCAGUGGCGCCCACGACUUCUGCGCCAGCUACUUCAGUCGAGGCGUCCAAGACUUCUGCCGCCCCAUCUGCAUUCACCGGCGCCGCCGCUCCCAACGUCAACGGGAAGAUUGCCGGUAUUGGUGCUGUCGCCAUGGCUGGGUUGGCAUUGGUUCUGUAG
Molecule: messenger RNA, 480 nt
Organism: Fonsecaea nubica
Lineage: Eukaryota; Fungi; Ascomycota; Eurotiomycetes; Chaetothyriales; Herpotrichiellaceae
Exons: 1
Coding region: 1-480 (159 amino acids)
Source: RefSeq, a predicted model, not a curated record